AUGUGCAAAUGGUUCUUCAGUGUUGGGUUUACGAUUUUGUAUCGGUACAACACAUUUCGGUCCACUGGAGUCGUUUCCCGAGCAGAUUGUCGGUGGGCAGAUGAAUGCACGCUGGGGCCAUAUUCAGGAGACUCCUCUCUCCUCGGCCGUUUCUUAUGUUUCAAACAUCUGAUUUCCGAUCUUGAUGCAAGAAUUGUGAGCCGCUCAAGUCUGCUGAAGAAAGUUAUGAUUCAGUAUUCGGACAGCAAUAGCGAUUUCUACGUCAAAGGAGGAAUUGGCAAGCUCCUGCCUCCGACUGACAAUUUGGACGGUGUACAUUACUUUGAAAACGUAUUUAUAGCACUCGUCGCAGUGGGUGUAAAGCUGAGAGAUCUUACCAUUGCCAUUGAUGAACAAGAGCCAGGGGUCAUCGAUAUAAUUCGCUUUAUGCAGAAAUUCAUCUUAGUAUGUCAGUCUACAGGCGAAGAGCGUAGAAAAUGGCUUUCCUCUUUCAGAACACAGUUGAGGGAGACAUGGGCAAAAUGCUGGAGAUUCUCACCUACAAGAAUUCCUGCAAAAGAUGCCGAAGUUGAGCACAUUCUUGUCCAAAGAGCGGAGGUUGUUGGAGAAGGAGAUUUGAUAUUCAAGGAUCCGACUGCCGAAGCUCAUGGUGAUCACAUAUCGGGGGGCUACUUGCCAACCAGCAAUGUGGCAAAGGGUUUGAUUGACUAUUUCGAGAUUCUUAAUAGCACCAAACUCUUCAAUUGCACCGUGUUUGUUUACAGGAAAAUUCAAUCAGAGACGAUUGGGGGAUGA
Cadophora gregata is the source of this 795-nucleotide messenger RNA. RefSeq lists its product as uncharacterized. The record is from RefSeq and is a predicted model, not a curated record. The coding region runs from base 1 to 795 and encodes 264 amino acids. The transcript has a single exon. Lineage: Eukaryota; Fungi; Ascomycota; Leotiomycetes; Helotiales; Ploettnerulaceae.